Messenger RNA from Pyricularia oryzae 70-15, 1690 nucleotides. RefSeq lists its product as uncharacterized. The coding region runs from base 621 to 1544 and encodes 307 amino acids. The record is from RefSeq and is a predicted model, not a curated record. Lineage: Eukaryota; Fungi; Ascomycota; Sordariomycetes; Magnaporthales; Pyriculariaceae. The transcript has a single exon.
UCUCGGCUGAGCCCACAACUACGUACUGUAGUGCGUAGGUGUGCCAUGAAGUUAUCCAGAUCUGGUCAUUGCAGUAAACCACUUGUGUACUGGGAAUCGAAGCAUCCCGGCCUUCAAGUCUGAUUGGCCUUUACAACAUGAUGGUAUUUUUGACUCGGGACUUAAACCAUCUCAAGUUCAGGCGAUUUGGUUGCUGCCGCGAAACGGUUUAAUGGGCGAAUUUUGGUGAGAGACCAGAGCUGCAAGGGGCCGCCUUUGGAACACCCACAGUGCCGAUGUCUACACUGUGAUGAAGAAAAAAGCCAGAAUGACUCUGGUACUAAGUUGAACGGGCUCGGCCACGUCUUCUGAUUGAAGUUAUGUGCAAGAUGUGGCAUCCUUCAUAGAACUUCUCACCCCUCCUUUUUCUUGUUUUGUUCUUUUUUCUCACUGUUGCGGACGCUACGGGAUGUAGUUCCUGAGCCCGUUUCCCGCAGUGUUUCAGCCUCUUACGACACAUUCGCCGCCUCUCAUCCCUAUUACACGUCAAGCGCCAUAGAAUAGGGCGGCUGUUACCGUAAAACAAGGGGAGCCCGAAUCAGAAUAAAGCAAAUAUAUAGGGCCAGCCAAAAAAGAUAAUCAUGGCAGACUCGGACUCCAAAAUUAUGGGCGAGGGCCAACUCAGUGAUAUACUCGAAGCCGCCACCUUCGUCCUGCCCACCGGUCCUCUCAGCCCGUCCAUCGUCUUUGGGGACUUCUCCCCUACAUAUAACCUCUCUUGCGUAUCGGGCACCUCAUCUGCGCUGAUAUCCCCGCCCCAAUCCACCGUCGGCACAGACUACAACGACAACGAUCAAGACAUCGAUCAAGACAACGACUACGACGCUGACACGGACGACAACGGUAGCAUCAUGCCCCCAGCCACCAAGAGGCAGCAGCACGAGGGAAGCAGCGGCAACGUGAGCAGCAACAAUAGUAACAAUCACAAGAACCAGAUACGCCUGCCCAUCAACGUCUUCCUGUACGGCACGCUGGCCGACCCUUACGUGCUCGCCUACUUUGCCCGCCUCCCCGGCCCGCCUCUGCUGACUGACGCCAGCAUAUCUGGCUUCAAGUUGAUGCGCUGGGGCGGCGAUGGCGCCACCACGAUGACCACCACCUCCCACGGCGGGCACCCGACCGUCAUCCCCGGCAACCACGACACCGACGUCGUGCACGGCAAGGUCUGGGUCUGCCAUACCAUGGAGCGCUUCCGCCUGCUGCAGCGCUACAAGACGAGCAUGUACUCGCACACCCCUUGCUCCAUCGAGGUGCACAACGGCCCCGCCGUCGGCCGCAUAGUCCCAGGCCGCACGUUUUGCUGGCCCGCAUCCAGGGGACUAGAAGGCCUCGAGCCCGUCAAGGGCACCACCGGCGGCCGUUGGGACCUGUCAGAGUACCACCGGUCCGACACGUACCGCAUGAUCCGCGAGGCCACGAUAUGGGUCGACACGGCCGAGACUGAGGUCAAGCACCGGGAACGCGGUCGGCAACAUCCGCCCAGGCUGCCGCUGUAUAGUAGCUAGAGCCAACGGCGUGAAGAAAAGGGUGUGUCGUUGACUGGGGGUGAGAGACGAUGUUGUAAGAUCACAGUGGUUCGGUUCCGAAACAGGGUGUACCUUUUUGGGCGUGGACUAGAGUUGAGUUUUCUAUCCCCGGUCAUUUGACUAUC